AUGGACACUUCAUCCAAGGAAAAUAUCCAGUUAUUCUGCAAAAAUUCCGUGCGACCUGUUGGAAGUCCUUCCUUGAAAACAGAAUAUCCCUGCCCGGAGGAAAAACAACCUUGUUGUGGUGAGCUAAAGGUAUUCCUUGGUGCAUUGUCUUUCGUUUACUUUGCCAAAGCAUUGACAGAAGGCUACCUGAAGAGCACCAUCACUCAGAUAGAGAGAAGGUUUGAUAUCCCUUCCUCACUGGUGGGAGUUAUUGAUGGUAGUUUUGAAAUUGGGAAUCUCUUAGUUAUAACAUUUGUUAGCUACUUUGGAGCCAAACUUCACAGGCCAAAAAUAAUUGGAGCAGGGUGCCUAAUCAUGGGAGUGGGGACAUUGCUCAUUGCAAUGCCUCAGUUCUUCAUGGAGCAGUACAGCUAUGAGAAAUAUUCUUCUUUCUCCAAUUCCACUCUCAGCAUCUCUCCAUGUGUCUUGGAGACAGAUAGUGAAUUACCAAUUUCAGUCAUGGAAAAAUCACGAUCUAAAAUAAAUAAUGAAUGUGAAAUUGAUGCCAGCUCCUCCAUGUGGGUUUAUGUUUUUCUGGGGAAUCUUCUUCGUGGAAUAGGAGAAACUCCCAUUCAGCCUCUGGGCAUCACCUACCUUGAUGAUUUUGCCAAUGAGGACAAUGCAGCCUUCUAUAUUGGGUGUGUGCAGACGGUUGCAAUUAUAGGACCAAUCUUUGGCUUCCUAUUAGGCUCAUUAUGUGCCAAACUGUAUGUUGACAUUGGCUUUGUAAACCUAGAACAUAUAACCAUUACUCCAAAGGAUCCCCAGUGGGUAGGGGCCUGGUGGCUUGGUUAUCUAAUAGCAGGAAUCAUAAGUCUUCUCGCAGCUGUGCCUUUCUGGUGUUUACCAAAGAAUCUGCCGACACCUCGUGGUCGAGAAGAUUCCAAUUCCUCCUCUGAAAAAUCCAAGUUCAUCAUGAAUGAUCACACAGACUAUCAAACACCCUGUGGAGAAAAAGCCAAAAUAAUAGAAAUGGCAAGAGAUUUUCUUCCAUCACUGAAGAAUCUUUUUGGAAAUCCAGUGUACUUCUUAUAUUUGUGUGCAAGCUCUGUUCAGUUCAAUUCCUUAUUUGGCAUGGUGACAUAUAAACCAAAAUACAUUGAGCAACAGUAUGGGCAAUCAACCUCCAAGGCCAACUUUGUGAUUGGGCUCAUUAAUAUACCUGCAGUGGCUCUUGGAAUAUUCUCUGGGGGGAUCAUUAUGAAAAAGUUCAGAAUAGGUGUGUGUGGAGCUGCAAAACUCUACUUGGGAUCAUCUGUCUUCGGUUAUCUCCUGUUCCUUUCCCUGUUUGCAUUGGGCUGUGAAAAUUCUGAAGUGGCAGGACUAACUGUCUCCUACCAAGGAACCAAAUCUGUCUCUUAUCAUGAAAGAGCACUUUUUACAGAUUGCAAUGCAAGAUGCAAAUGUUCAGAGACAAAAUGGGAACCCAUGUGUGGUGAAAAUGGAAUCACGUAUGCAUCGGCUUGUCUUGCUGGUUGUCAAACCUUCAUCAGGAAUGGAAAAAAUAUUAUAUUUUAUAACUGCACCUGUGUGGGAAUUGCACCGUCUACAUCAGGAAAUUCCUCAGGCAUGGUGGGCAGGUGUCAAAAAGAUAAUGGAUGUCCCAACAUGUUUCUAUAUUUCCUUGUAAUUUCAGUCAUCACAUCUUAUACUUUAUCCUUAGGUGGCAUACCUGGAUACAUAUUGCUUUUGAGAUCCAUUAAACCACAACUUAAGUCUUUUGCCCUGGGUAUCUAUACCUUAGCAGUAAGAGUCCUUGCAGGAAUCCCAGCUCCAGUAUAUUUUGGUGUUUUGAUUGACACUUCAUGCCUCAAAUGGGGAUUUAAAAGAUGUGGAAACAGAGGAUCCUGUAGAUUAUAUGAUUCAAAUGGCUUCAGAUAUAUAUAUCUGGGACUAACUGUGAUGCUGGGUACAGUGUCCAUUUUCUUAAGUAUUGCAGUACUUUUUAUUUUAAAGAAGAAAUGUGUUUCAAAACAUAGAAACUUUAUAACCAAGAGAGAAAAAACAGUCAUCUCUACAAGACUCAGGAAGGAAAACUGUGCUACAAAUGACCAUUGGCUACAUCCCAACUAUUGGCCAGGCAAGGAAACAAGACUUUAG
This is a messenger RNA of Orycteropus afer afer, 2139 nucleotides long. It is a transcript of the gene SLCO1C1, whose product is annotated as solute carrier organic anion transporter family member 1C1. The record is from RefSeq and is a predicted model, not a curated record. Bases 1 to 2139 code for a protein of 712 amino acids. The transcript has 14 exons. Gene Ontology annotation, cellular component: membrane. Lineage: Eukaryota; Metazoa; Chordata; Mammalia; Tubulidentata; Orycteropodidae. Gene Ontology annotation, biological process: transmembrane transport; bile acid and bile salt transport; sodium-independent organic anion transport. Gene Ontology annotation, molecular function: protein binding; bile acid transmembrane transporter activity.